Molecule: messenger RNA, 3725 nt
Organism: Populus nigra (black poplar)
Lineage: Eukaryota; Viridiplantae; Streptophyta; Magnoliopsida; Malpighiales; Salicaceae
Exons: 11
Coding region: 105-3218 (1037 amino acids)
Source: RefSeq, a predicted model, not a curated record
AAUAAACCGCAUGUGCACACACCCUUAACCUGCGCACUGAACAAAUUAAAUGCCCUCAGAAAAAUACGAGGAAGCUCUCGAAGGGACAGCAAUGGCAGUGAACAAUGACGAUGGAGAAGAAAGAAGAAAUCUUUAGCGACUUCAAUUUCGCUCCGUCAAAUCACGCUGUUAAUUCCAAUUCCACCAUGAUCAAAGGCUCAGAUUUCACGAAUACCAAUGAUGCUGAUGAUGAUUGGGGAGAUUUCAAUUUUGUCAGCAGCAAUUCCAGUGGAUUCAGCCACACCUUAUCACUGCCCAAAAUCUCAACUACCCAUUUUGAAUUCUCUACCAAAAAUCAAAAUUCGGCCGAGUCACUGACUCAGCCUGGAUCGGCACCGAUUCGAGUUAAUAAUUCGGCUCAGUGGAAGAAGCCAAAUGGAGCUUUGCCUCUUUCGUUGUUUGGAGAAAUUGAAGAGGAGGAGGAGGAGGAAGGAUCAGGUGCGGGCGAGCCUCCAAAAAAUGGAAGUGUUCAUUUUUCGAAAAAUAAAGAGGGGUCAGGAGGUGUUAAUGUGAUUGAUUUGAUAGCUAAUUUGUAUAAAGAGAAGGAGAGGAAUAAUGGGUUCAGAUCCGGCUUUAAUGGCUCGGAUAUGAAUUGGGAAAAUUUGAAUGGUGAUGGAUUGAAUGUCAAUGGUGUAAAUAAGGAUGAAAUGAAUUCCAAGGGGUUGGAUUUGGAUUUGAAGGAAAAUGGGUUGAAUUCAAAUAAAACCGAGUCGAAUUUGGUUAAAAAAGAUAAGAAUUUCAGUGGAAAUGGAGUGGAUUUGGGAUUGGUUAAUGGUAAUGAGCCAUUCGAUGUUAAUGGUGGCGGUGGCGGUGGCGGUGGUGGUGAUGAUGAUGAUGAUGAUGGUUGGGAAUUUAAAGGUGCAGACACUACAACUGAUGCGGAGGUUGAUAUUUCUAAGGCUAGCGAAAUGAAGGCUGAGAAUGGGUUGGUGUCUAAUGUUAAUGGAUUAAAUUCAAGAUGGAAUCCUUUAAGCUUGGAUUUGAAUGGAUGGACCUCGCAUGUCAAUAGAGAUGACUCAAGUUGGGAUUGGUUGAAUACGGGUACGGUUGAUGGAAAUACAGCACCUGGUAACAGUGAUGGCUGGGAGUUCAAAGAAACAGGUUCCAGAAUGCAGGCUGAAGAUGAGAAAGAGAAGGGUGAGCAGAUGAAAGCUGAAAUCCAGCCAAUAUUGAGUUUUGAUGGAUCCAAUUCAACCUGGAAUUCUUUGAGUUUUGAUGGAUCCAAUUCAACCUGGAAUUCAUUGAGUUUGGAUGGACUCAAGAAUUCAAACUUAAAUGAAGUGAAUUCAUGUAGAAAACAGAUGAAUCUGAAUUCAUCUGAUGAAAAUGAGGAUUUUGAUGGCAAUGAUGAGUGGGAAUUCAAGGCAGCAGAAUCAGAAUCUGGGACUGGUGACAAGAAUACUAAGGGUGAUGAGAGAAAGGUGGAAAAUCCUGAGGGAACCACACAUGCACUUGGGUUUGGCAGUGGAGUGAUUGGUACUGGUUAUUUAUUUGGUGCAUCACAACAGACCUCCAAAAAAUCUACUGGACGGGACUUUGGGUUUGAUUUCAGCACCUCUUUGGCUCAAGACACUAAAAUGUUCCAUACACACACUAAAAAUGAGCAGAACGAUACCAAAAAAGUCUCGCAUUCCUCCCCAGAUGAUGGUGUUGAUUCUGAUGAGGAGUCUUGGGAAUUUAAAGAUGCAUUUUCGGAAACUAGAUCAAAGGAAAAGGAAGAGCCAAAGGUUGUUGAAGUUUCUGCUGUUGUGGAAGCAUUUCCAUUUGAUGGUGAAAUUAAGGGAAACAUGACCAGGUCAAUCAGUCAUAAAGGAGCCCUGCCCUUGUCCAUUUUUGGUGAUGAAGAACAGGAUUCCAAUGAUCCUGUGAGUUAUCAAGACAUUUCACCUCAGCUGUCCAAUUUGAAGCCAAUAGAUGGCGUUAAGAGUCCUCAUUUAAACAUUUCUAUCAACGAUCUUAUAUCAAGUUUAUACAGUCAAGCUGAGCAUGAUACUGCUGUUAAUCAUGGUCAAAAUCCCAGUGGAAGUGGAUUGAGCCCUGCCAAUGUUGUAAUAGAGUCUAAUCUAGCAGGCGAUAGCGAUGAUUUUGAUGACGAUUCCUGGGAAUUUAAAGAUGCCUCUUCAGGGAUCAGAGCUGAAGAUCAGGCCUCUUUUAGUGGUCUUGGAGAGCCUAAUACAAAAUAUUCCACCAAAAUAGAGCUAAAUGAUUAUGUUGAUUUUUUUUGCAAAUUGAAGGAAGAAUUACACUUUCUUGCCCUGUGUCAUCUUGAUAAUCUAAAGAAAGCUCAAAGUGCUGCUAGUGAAGAUGCUGAAGUGAAAGCCCUUGUAAAGGAAAUACAGAAUCUUCAUGAUGAACUGCAGCAAGAUGGUUUGUUUUCUGGUGAAGUUGACACAGGGAAUCACUCCCCAAGAAAAUUGUGCCUCAAUGCAUUUGUUGAGGUUUUGCAAGAACCAAAGUUCCAAGUGUUUGAAUCAGAAUAUCAGUUGACAAGUAAAUUGUCAUUAGUUGAGAAUGAUAUGGGAUUGACCAUGGAACUCCUCAAACAUGUGACAUCAACAAUAAAGAUUUUGACGUUGGUAUCAAGGAAGGAACAAUCUAGUUAUGUUUCCACUUGGUCUGAAAUCCUGUUUGUUUGUGCUCGAGAGCUGAAACAUGGUGCCUUAAUUUGGACGCAGUCAUUACAAAAAGAUGUCCAUGAUCAAAUAUUAUCUAAACCUCAAGGCAAGAACUAUAUUGUUGCCCUUGGAGAAAUAUAUAGAGUUGUUGAAGUUAUUGGGUCCUCGGCCAGACUUUAUAAGCCAUGGUUAUUAGUGAGCUCUACAAAUCCCAUGGUCUUGCUCACUCUUCUAAGUGAGUGUUUCACCAUAUGGUCAAGUUCUGGACUUGAAGAAGCUCUGCAAAGCAUUUCUGAUCCAGCUGGUCUUUAUUAUAAUGGAGGUCUCACUACACUACUUGAAUCGAUUAAGUAUAUUCACGAUCUUGAUACUCGUACGCUAUAUAACCAUGUUUUCUGUGGACAAGGUCCUAUCUGUCAACUGUCAGUUUUAACUGCAGGAAUAGUGCCAGGGAUGAAAACAGUGGUGUGGAAUGGGGAGCACUACUUUCUCACGCUUGCUAAUUUGUGGGCAAACUUAGUAAGCUGCAACCCUCCAAAUUUGCCACAGAUACAUGUUGGAUGAUGAGGUUGGAAGGAUGAGUUGAAAAUGUUCACUACCAGCUUUUUGGCCGGGAAUGUAGUUGUCUAAUUGAGUCCAAGUGUUUUGUUCAUGAUGAGGCUUCUAGGGCAUAAGCCACAGUUGCACUGUCACAAGGACACCACUCGGGGAAGAAAAGAUCCAAACGGUGCCUCCUUGAAACUCGAUCUGAUAUUCAGGUACCAAGCCAACAUCUUUAUUGGUUGCCAUUCUUUACAUCAAGGCUCUAGCUAAGCAAUAGUUGUUUUGGUGUGUUAUUUAGUUGUGAAAUGGGUGGAUCAUACAACACCCAUAUACCUAGAAAUAGGAUUUUGGCAUGUAUACGUAUAUAAUAAUUUGUUUCUCUAGAUCCACCUCCCAUUCUACCUUUUUCAUGUUGUAUUACGGGUUCAGUCAUAGUGCUUGUUGUUGAGCGCUACAUUCUUUCAAGUGACCAGAGACAAUUUUUUAGUCAAUUAAUAAAGUGCAUCAAUUUUAUUGUAUAAAAAAAAA